CUGAUAGCUUGAAAUUCUUAUUCUCUGUUCUCUCUUCUCUAUUCCUUUUAUUAUGCGGAACAUCCAAUGAGCUCCAAUGAAAAAAUUGCAUAUUAAAAUUGGUGAUGUGGCACUCAUAACUCAAGAGUGGCACCAUGACUCUUCUAAGUAAGGAAUAUGUCGUCAAUCUGUUGAUAGUUCAACGACAUUUACGACCCGGUGACGCUUAACCAAAAAAAAUUAAGCCGUUGAAAGGUGAGAGCAAUCGGGCAAUUAAAUUUGGUCAAUAUUAUUGUAUGAUGGCUCAAUAUUCGCCUAUUAAUGUACGUCUGGCGGUAAACAGAGUAGAUUUCAAUCUAAUAACGAAUAAUGGCAUCCAGCCACGGCUCUACACUCCUGGCGAGGAGAUAUCCAGUCAACCGGAUUUUUUGAGAGGCCAUGGAACUUACGUUGAUGAUGAGAAAACGUUGCGUGCAUCAGUCGCUGGAGUCUUAGAAAAGGUGAACAAACUUAUAUCGAUUAGACCCUUGAAGGCACGUUAUAAUGGAGAGAUCGGAGAUCUUGUCGUAGGAAGGAUAACGGAAGUACAACAGAAGCGUUGGAAAGUUGAUAUAAAUGCUAAGCUUGAUGCUGUCCUGUUGUUGUCCAGUGUUAAUUUGCCUGGUGGCUGUUGUUGUCCAGUGUUAAUUUGCCUGAGAAGAAGAUCUGCCGAAGAUGAACAGACGAUGCGCAGGUAUUUGCAGGAAGGAGAUCUGAUUUGUGCAGAAGUGCAAUCAAUCUUCGCAGACGGCUCACUCUCUCUACAUACGCGAGUAUUGAAGUAUGGCAAACUAUCGCAGGGGAUAAUGUUAAAAGUACCACCGAUGUUAAUUCAACGCAAGAAGACACACUAUCAUACUCUAGAGAGUGGAGCCAUUUUGAUACUCGGUUAUAACGGUUACGUAUGGAUCAGUGCAAACAUUCAAAAUGUCGAUAAAUCCGAGGGUGGUUUCACAGAGGAUCUGUCGAAAAUUCCUAUAGAAAAUCGCAAUGUUUGCACACGGUUACGUAAUUGCAUCUUGAUCCUGGCGCAAUGCAACAUGCUAUUAUCCGAUACCUCCGUGACGUAUGCUUACGAAGAAUCCUUUAAGUACGACAUACACGAGUUGUUGCAUCCCGAAGCGAUGGUCGACGUGUCGCUGUUAACGCAUCAGAGACUCGCGCGGUCUAUGUAAUAUCACGGCACAAAUGAAAUAAUACUGUAAUGCGAAAUGAUAUAAUUAUGAGAUAGAAGUCUAAAACUAUAGUAAAGGAAUAAAAUUAAUCCUUUCAUUUGCAAUCUUGAAAUGUAAAAGACAUGAUAAAUAAAACAAUUUUUUAUGUAAUAUUGUAA
Messenger RNA from Acromyrmex echinatior (Panamanian leafcutter ant), 1351 nucleotides. RefSeq names its product exosome complex component RRP4. The record is from RefSeq and is a predicted model, not a curated record. Gene Ontology annotation, cellular component: nuclear exosome (RNase complex); cytoplasmic exosome (RNase complex). Gene Ontology annotation, biological process: nuclear-transcribed mRNA catabolic process, deadenylation-dependent decay; nuclear polyadenylation-dependent rRNA catabolic process; U4 snRNA 3'-end processing. Lineage: Eukaryota; Metazoa; Arthropoda; Insecta; Hymenoptera; Formicidae. Gene Ontology annotation, molecular function: RNA binding.